This is a messenger RNA of Drechmeria coniospora, 1320 nucleotides long. RefSeq lists its product as uncharacterized. The record is from RefSeq and is a predicted model, not a curated record. The transcript has a single exon. NCBI's taxonomy places the organism in Eukaryota, Fungi, Ascomycota, Sordariomycetes, Hypocreales, Ophiocordycipitaceae. Bases 1 to 1320 code for a protein of 439 amino acids.
AUGGCCUUCCUCGAGGACCCGCGGCUGCGCCAGCGUUGGAACCAGAUCGCGCAGGACGCCGAGGCGGCAACGGAGAACGCGGCGGCGGGAAUCUGGUCGUUUCAGCACAACUACAUCAACCCCUGCCUGGGCUGCUUCCUCGAAUCGAUCGAGCGGUGCACGACGGUAUGCCUCGGCGAUGCGGAGGAGCGGAUGCGCCGUCGACGCGAACGCGACCGCGCGGCCGAGUACAGCUUCGACUUUUACGACGACUGGAACGAGGAGGGCCGGGACGGCGGCGGCGGCAACAGCGGCGGCGGCGGCCUGCGCAGUGGAUGGGGAAGCGACGACUGGGAUCGUCUGCUGGCGGGGACGGGAAGCUCCCGAAGAAAGGUCGGGGACGCGACCGAGCAGCCGCGCAGGACUCGAGGCAUGAGCUACGGUGCCCGCGGCGCUCGGCGAAAGGCGAACAACCGAGACCCGACCAUCAUCCCGAGCACCCGGCCGAUCGGGUUCCUCAGCAGGCUGCCGUGGAAGCUGGGCGGCACGUUGCGGUACAAGCCCAGCGCCGCCGACCUGCAGGAACACCCGGCGAAGCGCGGCAACGGCGAGACGGAGCCUCUGCUGGGAUCGGACCAAGUCGGGAACUACGGGGAACAGCUGCGGAUGCCACGACGGCGUAGCGGGACGACGGGCUCGGGCGACACGUCGGAUUCCUUUCGCUCGCGCGGCGAUCUCCUGCCGAGCGAUGGCGAAGGAGACGAAGAUGCGGUGGUGCUCGACGACGAGGUGACGUACGACAUGGUGCGUAAGGAUGACCGCAGCAGCGGGAGAAGCGGUCGGACACGAAGCAGCAAGGGCAAACGGCCAGCAGACGUACUUUCCGUCUCCCGAACGGAGUCGAGGACGACGCUCGGCUCGACCGUGUCGGCCGAAUCGCGACAGCAGGAGCGCAGGUCGAGAUCGCCGGCCGGGACGACCGACAUGGAGAACUCGGUGACGCUCGAGGACGUGCCCAGGGUGGAGGACAGACCACGGCGGGAGGAAGACGAGGAGCUCGCGCGAAAGAGGGAGCUCGCGCGGCAACUGGCCGCCGCGAGGGACCUGAGAUUCGACGGCGAGGUGCAAGGUCGGCCAGAGCGGAAGCCGGAGGUGGCCGAGGAUGAGGAAUACGAAGCGGACGGUCCGGAAACCGGUGCGAGGCGUCGGCAAGGUGACAACGCUGGAGGACCUGAACGGCCGACGGCGACUUUGGAGAGCGCAGAGGGCACUUUGGGCACGGAGAGCACGGAGACGGCCGAGACUGACUUUCGGGCCGCGCGGUUGCCGAGCUUUGGAUGA